AAGAAAACGCACGAUCCGUUCGUUCGCUGGUGUGUUUCCUCAAAUCCGACGUGGCCUUUUAAAGAAAAACAUAGCUAGCUUCUCUCUCCGAUGUUGCUGCGAUAAAACAGCUUAGGCAGAAGACGUCUCGCAUCUCAGCUGACAGACCUUCUACCGUUCAGCGCCAGAAACUGGUUUGUCCGCUCAUUGCGUUUUACCUGUACAUCAAGGCUUCCAGGAGCAGGAAUGUGUGUGAUGCAAGGCAGCCCAGCGUUGUUAUACUGGGCCACCCGUUUCACAAAAACGGCUGUAAUUUGAAACGAAUAUUUUCAAGCCCCGAAACCGAGCCCGGUCCUCGACCGUCGCGAUGGGGAGCUAGGCCGCCCUAAAAAGUCCAAUUUAGGGGGACUGGCCUGACUCGAACUUAAUCGCCGUUUUGCUGCUUCGCUCCACUUGUUCGAGAAGUUGAUUAUAGUCAGUAAUGGGAAAUCACCAUUCUGAAUUGCGGGAGAAAUCGGCUCGGAAAAGAAUGGUUAUGGAUCGUCUUAGGAGAAGUUUACGUGAUAGUUUUCGUCGUAAAAAAGACCAUAUUCCAGAAUGUAGUAAACCCCACCAGUGGCAGGCUGACGAAGCUGCAGUGCGGGCUGGCACAUGCAGCUUUCCUGUUAAAUACCUUGGAUGUGUAGAAGUGUUUGAAUCAAGAGGCAUGCAAAUUUGUGAAGAGGCACUGAGAGUUUUGAGGAAUUCAAGAAGGAGAGUUAUCAAAGGCACUUUAUACGUUACUGGAGAUGGAUUGCGUGUUGUGGAUGAUGAGACAAAAGGUCUCUUAGUGGAUCAAACUAUAGAAAAGGUGUCAUUCUGUGCACCUGAUCGUAACCACGAAAGAGGCUUUUCAUAUAUUUGUCGUGACGGUACUACACGUAGAUGGAUGUGCCAUGGAUUUCUGUCUCUGAAGGAUACGGGUGAGAGGCUAAGUCAUGCUGUUGGAUGUGCAUUUGCUGUCUGCUUGGAAAGGAAGCAGAAGAGAGAUAAAGAAGCAGUGAGUGUGAAUUAUGAUCCAACAAAUGCAACUUUUACACGCACCGGAUCGUUUCGCCAAGGCUCUUUAACUGAAAGGCUGCAGGAUCCACAGGAAUGUAAAGUAGCGGAUCCUCCGCCUGCAAAACAAGUGCACAAUCCAUAUGCAAUAGAAAGACCUCACGCUCCACCUACGAUGCUACAGCGACAAAAUUCAUUCCGAGGAUUUAGCUCACUUAAUCAAGCAUCGCCUUUCAAGCGACAGUUGUCUCUACGAAUAGGUGAUUUGCCUUCCACCCAAGAAAGACAACGAUCCAUGUCUGUAGGCUCAUCUGACAUGGCUGCACAUCAAAAUGGAAUUACAGUAACCCCCAUACCUGAAUCGUCGCCGCUUGUUGAAAGACAGGAUACUAUUAGUAACAUGUGCCAGCAGCUUUCCCAAGGUUUAUCAUUUCUUUCGUCUAGCCAUAAUAGUGGAGAUCCAUUUGAUCUAGAUAUAUCCAAGACACAAAAGAACGAUGGAUCUUCGAGAGCAGAAGAAUGGUUGGCCAGCAGCACAGACAUCGUACGAAGGAAUUCUUUGGACAGAGGUGUAACACCUCCUUACUCCAAUGUGACACCUGGGAUAGGAAUGCAGACAAGUCAAGUACCAAUAGGAGUUCCUAACCUUCCCAAGCCACCAUCCCCCAAAACCAUUCAGCCUCCCGUGCGACGAGCCAGUCCCAAUUUUGCCCACUUGCGGAGCAGUUCUUUGGGAUCUGCUGAAAAUUUCCUUAGUGGGGUUAAUUGGAAAGCCUCAACCCAAGUUGCUGCUACCACGAAUGCAAAUAGUAAUAUAUUAGAUAUUCAAAGAACUGAGACAGAACCUGAAAAAGCAGUCAACCCAUACGUAGACCCGUUCAAUGUCGAAUGGGUGGAACUGGACAAGAAUCGAAAAAGUAGCACAAAUCCGUUUGUUGAGAACUCUGUGAAGGCUUUUGAAGUUCACAUGUAAAAUUAAAGUGUGGAUGAAAUAUAUUUCAGGUAAUUAUUUGCCUGUAGGUGCAUUUUAAACACCACAUGUGUCUAUUGUUUCUAAUUGUGUAUCUGUUAUGUGUUAUUGAUUAACAAGUUUUUUUUAAAAAAAAAGAACUCCACUUGCUUUACUUAGAUUCUUAAAACUUAUCCCUCAAUAGUGUUUUCAUUGCAUUUGGGAAGAACGAUCGCUUACAUUUAUGUUAAUAUCCAUUAACAUUGGUGUAAGUAGUUUGGUAUAGAAAAAACACAUUAUGAAAGAUGAAUUUGCUUUGCUCUGUGAGUGUUAUGUAUUAGAUUGUUAAAGGUGUUUUUCUGUGAAUGAGAAGAUAGGUUGACUUUUAUUUAAUGCGUUUUUUUUUUCUAUUUGGAAGGUAUAAUAAUAUUAAUAUUGAGAAAGUACAUGAAGCAUCAAUGAGAUGAUCAUAGUUUUUGUCUAUAGAUGCAAGAAAAUUCUGUUGAGGAAAGAUUUUUUUCUCAUUCUUUUUUUUUUUUUUUAAAUCUUUCAUUUAUCCCCUUUAUAUUGUUAGGAAACUCAAAAAUAUUUUCUCUUAAAUAUUUAUUGUAGUUUUCAAACUUUGUUUCAGUAAUGAAUAAUUUUUAUUACCUGAUCAAAAUCCUGGCUGUAAAUUAAAAUGUAACAGAUAAUAGAAAUUAAAGAUAAAUUAGCGAUAUUUGCAUUAAUAGUACAUAUUAGUUAAUUAGAUUAGCUUAAUUACUAUUAAAACUCUUGGAGCAUUCUAAUGUUGAGCACUUUUUUAGUGUUUUGUUGCAAGUUUAAGAAAACAACCAAAACUUAACAUUCAUAAAUCUAUUUUUAUGCAAUGUUCAACCAUUUUUAGAUGUAUAUUGACUCUGAUUGAAAUUGUAUAUAAUGUAUUCAAGGUAAACAUGCAAAAUAGUGUAUCAUUCUUAUAUUUUUCUAAAGAUGUUAAUUGUUAUUUGGUAUUGUCAUUAAUAAACUUUCAAUUAUGCACAAAAUAUUUCAAUAUUGAAUAAUGUGGUUCUGUUUAUGACGGUGAUAUUAACAGGGGAUUAUGUUUCUUGUUUUAAAAAGCAUUGUUUUAAUAAAUUCAGAAUGCAAGAAAAUGUAUACUCAAAAUUCUUGUACUUUUCUAUCUAUUUUUGUUUUCGUUCUUUAAGUUCAUUGAAUCAUAUUUAUUGAAUGACAUUUGUAGAGAAUCAUUAAAAAUUAAUAAAAACUGAUUAAAUUAUUUUAUGUUAUUGCUUGUUUGUUCUGUUUUCAGUAUUUUGUGUCCGUUUUUUGUUUAAAUGUCUGUUUUUAUUGUUUCUGUAUAUUAAAGACCAGGCUUUGCCUGCAUUUAGUUCAUAUUGCUGAUUACUUAUCUACAUUUAAUGAAAAACUUUAUCAGUAAAUUAUACUUGAAAUUUAUAAAAGACUUCCGUAGCAGUUUGUACAUUUUUGUUUUUGUCUCCUUUUGUAGAGUUUUAUCAUUGAAAUUAUAUCUCGGUGAAAUUUAUUAUUUUCUUUAUGUUUGAAUUGACAGAAUUUAUAAAUGAAUUUGAAUAAAAGGAAUCUAAUUUAUUACGAAUGUGCCUUAUUUUUUAAGCAGUUGGGAAAAAAAAAUAAUUUUGUCAUUUUAAGUGAAUUUUGUUUCCAUUUCUUUUAUUGCAAUGGAAAGCAAUAUGAAAUCCAGUUUGUUAAAAUCUAUUUUGUAUCAUUUUAUAAUUGCUGUCUUAUUGACUUUUUUAAAAAAAUGAAUGAUUUUAUUAUGUAUAUAUUAUGCAUACUUUUGAAAAUUUUACGAUGAAUAUUACUACAAAUUACAUGUUUCAUAUUCUGUUUGUAUGUGUUCAUAUUAAAAAAAGAAAAUCUUACCUACAAAUUUUUCCCUGCUUGGUGUUUUUUUAAAGAAAUAAUUGCAUAAUAAUAUGUAAAAAAGAUCGCUUAGGAUUUUUAUUUAUCUUUUCACAAUAAUUGUUAUUCAACACUAUAUUUACUAUUGUAAGAAGAGAGGGGAUUUGUUCCUAAUGUUAUCCUAAAAUGAUGCAUUCCGUAUCUGUUAAUUAUUUGUAUUAUUUUUUCCAUUCACAUUUCAGUUACUUUAUUAGUUGUUUAAGUUUAUUUUAGGUAAAAUCUUAUUUGACAGUGCGAAGUUAAGCACUUUAUGUGGAACCAUCCACUUGCAAAUGAUGUUUUAACGGCCAUUUUGCUGUAAAGUUUCCAAAUCUGACAUGCAUUAUCAAAUAAGAUUUGACUGUUUCCUUGUUCUAGAAUGGUUGUGAAUAUAACAAUUAUUUAAAACUUACAAAUUAAUUUUCCUUACUUCACUACUCAUGUAUUUGUAGUUUUAACAAUUUCUUGGUACUUGUUUAUUUUUACAGCUUUAUUACUGGGCAAUUUUCAGACUAUGCCAAGCUUUAUUAUAAUUAAGAUACCAUGAUUGUUUCUUACUUUGUUUACUUGGUGAUUUUAAGAUUAUGCCAACAUUUCUCAGCUUUGUCCUUCAUAAGAUGCCAAAUGGAUGCCAGCUUGUUAUCUUAUGUAUUGGUUUGCAUUUUUUGGCGAUUUAUUACUGGAGCCUUAAAAAUAAACAAGUACCAGUUUCUCAAUAAAUAACAGGGAUUCUGGUUAACUAACUGUAAUAUUUUUUUUUUUUUUUGGUUCAACUGCCAGUAAUUUAAUUUUAGAUUUUUUUUUUUGUCUUAUGUGUAGGCCAUUGACUGUUGCCUGUUUAUUUGUUCUCAAUUACAUCGAGCAUUAUUAGUGUAGACUUUAAAAUUCCAUAAUUAAAUAGGCAUGCUUUUUGAAAAUCUUGAAGCUUGUAAAAAUAAAUUGUGAAACAAGCUUUUGUGUAUAGAUAUAAAAAUUUGCAACGAUCUAUGUACAAAAUGAUGUCUGAAUAUUUUUUUUAAUCUUACAUUUUUUUAUUGCUCACAGUGACUAAUCAGAUUCAGAAAAUAGUGUUAGUCUCUAAAAAGAACCGCGUUCUGUAAUUACCUUGUAGUUUUGUUCAUGUGAAGUUUGUGUAUAUACUAGUAACAUGUGAAAGCCAUAUCAACACUAUGUUAGUAAUAAGCAUUGUGGUUGUUUUAGACAAUGUAGCAUGUUCUGUUAAAUUCGUUUAUUGAUAAAAAAAAAUAAAUAAAGCUGUCAACUUUUUUAUUAUAAAAAGUUUUUA
Argiope bruennichi is the source of this 5153-nucleotide messenger RNA. RefSeq names its product protein numb-like (gene numb). The transcript has 9 exons. The record is from RefSeq and is a predicted model, not a curated record. The coding region runs from base 461 to 1990 and encodes 509 amino acids. Lineage: Eukaryota; Metazoa; Arthropoda; Arachnida; Araneae; Araneidae.